Molecule: messenger RNA, 2821 nt
Organism: Carassius carassius (crucian carp)
Lineage: Eukaryota; Metazoa; Chordata; Actinopteri; Cypriniformes; Cyprinidae
Product: coiled-coil domain-containing protein 6-like
Exons: 9
Coding region: 139-1542 (467 amino acids)
Source: RefSeq, a predicted model, not a curated record
CGCCCAGUCAUUUCUUGGACCGUUCCCUCUCCAGUCUAGCCACACUUGCGCUAACCCUCUUUUCUCCCUGGACCCUGAAAUCCACUCCCACUCCACUCGAGGACCGUCGCGAGCACAAGGAAAGAAGCGCGCGACACCAUGGCGGACAGCGCGAGCGAGAGCGACACGGACGGCGCGGGCAGCAGCAGCAGCUCCGCCACCCCGCAGUCCUCCUGCACCUCGGCGGCCGCCUCCAACACCACCACGACCACAACGAACGCCGCCACCAAAGCACAGGGCGUCGUGAUCUCCCAGUCGCGGCUGGAGGAGCUGACAAACCGACUCGCCUCGCUGCAGCAGGAGAACAAAGUGCUGAAGAUCGAGCUCGAGACGUUUAAGCUGAAGUGCAAAGCGCUGCAGGAGGAGAACCGCGACCUGCGCAAAGCUAGCGUCACCAUCCAAGCGCGGGCAGAACAAGAAGAGGAGUUCAUCUCCAACACUUUAUUUAAGAAGAUUCAGGCUCUGCAAAAGGAGAAGGAGACCCUCGCCGUCAACUAUGAGAAAGAAGAGGAGUUCCUCACCAAUGACUUGUCCAGGAAGCUCAUGCAGCUUCAGCAUGAAAAGGCAGAGCUGGAGCAGCAUUUGGAGCAAGAGCAGGAAUUCCAGGUCAAUAAACUGAUGAAGAAGAUCAAAAAACUGGAGAACGACACCAUCACCAAACAGCUCACUCUAGAGCAACUCCGGCGUGAGAAGAUUGAUCUGGAAAACACUCUGGAACAGGAGCAGGAGGCACUAGUCAACCGGCUUUGGAAGCGCAUGGACAAACUCGAGGCAGAGAAAAGGAUUCUGCAGGAGAAGCUUGACCAGCCAGUGUCAGCCCCGCCCUCUCCACGUGAAGUUUCGAUGGAGAUUGACUCUCCGGAGAACAUGAUGCGGCAUAUCCGCUUCCUGAAGAGUGAAGUGGAGAGGCUCAAACGCAGCCUUCGCACUACAGAGCUCCAGCACACAGAGAAGCGGGCUCAAUAUAUUGAGGAGGAAAGGCAGAUGAGGGAAGAGAAUAUUCGUCUUCAGAGGAAACUCCAGAGAGAAAUGGAGAGAAGGGAGGCACUGUGUAGACAGCUGUCAGAGAGCGAGAGCAGCCUUGAGAUGGACGAUGAGAGAUAUUUUAAUGAGAUGUCUGCUCAGGGACUGAGAGCUCGUACGGUGUCCAGCCCAAUCCCAUACACCCCCUCUCCCUCCUCCAGCCGCCCCAUCUCCCCUGGUUUGUCGUACGCCAGUCACACGGUUGGUUUCACCCCUCCGGCGACACUGAGCCGAGCUCCACUUCCCCACUACACGUCUCCCGGGCUACACAUCCACCCAGGGCCGUCACACGGUGUACAGAGGCCAUCCCCAAGGAGAAGCACCAGCCCAGAUAAGUUCAAGCGUCCGACGCCACCUCCAUCCCCAAACACACACUCUGGAGCACAGCACCAUCAUCCACCACCACCACCUGCACAGCCGAUGAUUCAGUCAGGCUCCUCCCACUCUGUGACAUCACAGAACCUCCCCUCUCAGCCUUAAUGCAUGCACAGUGCGGUACCUUAAACUAGGCUGCUCCAAGCUAGGCCACACUACUACCACAAUGACAACAACCCAGUGAUCCUCCACAGGGCAAAGGUUGGAAGGGAUUGGAGUGAAUAUGAAAUUAGAGUACAGUUGAACUGGGAAGUGAAAGGAAUGGUAAUGUGAAAAGGGAGAAAGUGUAGAUGCUUGGCCCAACUGACAGGUCCAUAACCAGCCCCAUGCCGUUAAAUUUUGUUAUUCUUACCAUCUUUUUUUUUUUUCUCUGUAAAGCGAUCAAGCUGGUUCGGGAAGAUCAUUCAAGAGGGUUAACUUAUGUGUAUGCCUGCAUUUUUUUUUGGGGGGGGGGGGGGGUCUUUUCCCAGCCCUCAUUUAAUCUAAUUCGUUUUAACAGAUUUACCUUUAAAUGUAAUCUAAAUUUUCCAUUUAAUAAACAACUUAACGCUCAAUUGGAUAAAUCUGUCCUCAUAUACGUGCAUUUUCACAGAAGUUGAGAGAGCUCCCAGCACAUUUGCCGUGGGUGCGGCAGUAAAACGUUUUUCUUUUGUUUUAUUGUCUGUCUGUUUGUUUUAGGUUGUUUUUGUUUGUAAAACAGAUGUGUGUGUGUGUGUGUGUGUGUGGCUUGUUGGCAGCGUGUAGAUAGUAAAGACAGACAGACUGAAAUGUACUGAAACAGCACUUGUUGCCUCUCUGUGUGUGUAUUAUAGUGGGAUUCUAGUGUUUGUGUGUGUCUGCACAGCUGUAGAGGUUUCCCACGACUGCUGGUCAGAGACCAGUCUCUCCCUGCUAGAAUCCAUACAUGACCCACUACAAAAACAAAGUCAAUACUGGUUUCUGAUCAGCAGCUCAACCUCUCUCGGAGCCCUCACUGUCAAUUCAGUGCCCUGAACACUUAUUCAGAUGGGGAAUUUUGCUUAAUGCCAGUGUCAUAUAGCACCUAAACAUGAACCGACAUGUUGAUGCAACAAAACAAGGUACUGUUGAACAAUUAACUCAAUAUGAUUAAAUGCUUGUACAAAAAAAAAAAAAAUUGUGUGUUUCAUUUUACCUAAAAUGUGUGCAAGUUAUUGAACUUUAGGUCAUAAAGCUGUCUGUUUUUUUUUUUUUAAGAUAUUGUGAGUUCGAAGGUUCUUUCUUUUAUUUUUCAGUCAGAUCCUGGGGGGAGGAUUCAGAAGUCACAAGUGAUAGUUCAUGUUUCCUGCUAUUUUGACAGCUUUUUGAGAUGAACUACAGGGUUUCUGUGAGUCCAAAAUUUUUUAUAUUAAGAAUAUUUAAUAUC